AUUCCUGGUUAAUUUUUGACCAAACUGUCAGCUGGUUCUCUGAGCUCCUCUAUAAAAACUGGAAAUCUUUCCCAAACCUUCUGCAGCAAAGAGGACAGUAACGGCUCCGAGAUGCGUAGUAUCUUUGCUAGUUGUGCUCUGGCAGCCCUGCUGCUGGCUGUGGCCCAAGCCGAUCACCACAUGCACCACAACCAUGAGGGCAACAUGAGCUGCCACGUUCUUUCCCCUCUCAAUGCCGACUUUGCCUUUGCCCUCUACAAAAACGUGAAUCGCAGAACCGGUCCUGGAAAGAACAUCUUCAUGUCACCUCUGGGCGUCUCCGCCGCUCUGUCCAUGCUGUCCACGGGGGCCCGCGGCAAGACCCACAGCCAGCUGUUCUCCACCCUGGGAUACAGCGAAAUGGACCAGGCUCGGGUCAACGAAGCCUAUGGCCAUCUUUUCCAAAUGCUCGGCCAGAGCCAGCAGGAACAGAAGCUGGACCUUGGGAGCUCUGUUGCUGUGCGCACUGGCUUCAGUCCUCUGCCGACGUACCUGGGUGACCUUCAGAAGUACUACAAUGGUGAGGUCUUCAACGUUGACUUCUCCAACCCUUCCGAGGCGGUGGCUCAGAUCAACAGACACAUUGCUGCAAAAACCCAGGACAAGAUCAAGGACAUGGUGAAGGACUUGGAUCCUGCACUUGCUAUGGUGCUGAUCAACUUUGUCUACUUUAGAGGACAGUGGGAGAGGCCCUUUGACAAAAACCUAACAGCAAAGGCAGAUUUCCAUGUGGAUGGAAACACAAAAGUUGAGGUGGACAUGAUGAAGAAGAUGGGACGCUUUGAUUACUACCAGGACAAUGACAACCACUCCACCAUCGUCUGCCUGCCCUACAAGGGCAACACCUCCAUGAUGAUCGUCUUACCUGAUGAAAACAAGAUGGAGGUGGUUGAGGGUUUCAUUAACAAGGACUACUUGAGGAACUGGCACGACAAGCUCUACAAGAACAACCUGAACCUUUUCAUGCCAAAAUUCGCCAUCUCGGUUGCCACCCCGCUGGAUGAGACUCUGAAGGAAAUGGGAGUAACAGAGGCUUACAGUGAUCUGGCUGAUUUCUCGGGCAUGUCCGAUGAGAUUAAGCUUAAAGUCUCAAAGGUCUCGCACCAGGCAGUGUUGAGCGUAGACGAAACGGGCACGGAAGCAGCCGCUGCCACCACCAUGGAAAUCAUGCCCAUGAGCUUGCCCGUCGACGUGAUGCUCAACCGGCCGUUCCUGGUCUUCAUCACUGAGCACUCGACGAAGAGCAUCAUCUUCGCGGGCAAAAUCAGCAACCCAACAGCUGCUUAAGGACGCGUGUGAUGUGUAGACCUGUCACAGGCUCAGUGAAUUCCAGCGGUUUCAGGACAUUUAUCCAUCAUCCGUAACAGUGAUGACGGCGAUACUGUGUGGAUUUGAAUAAAUGGCAAUUAGAUGGGAUGUGAAUGAGACGAUCUACAAGUAACAGAAACGUGGUUCCAUUAAUCCGCUUGUCACCGUAAAAUGUUUGGUACCAUUUGUCAUCUGUCUUGGUUGAUUAAUAUCUUUACCCAUCAGGAUAGAUUAUUCUCCCAUUGACUGUUUCAAGUGAUGAAUUAAUGACUGAACCAUCUGUCAAUACAACAUCUGCAGCAUCCACUAACACAUUAAAGCAACUUGUCAUUGCCCUAUUGCUGUUUCAACAAGACUGUGAAGUGAAAAUAAAGAGACGUUUUAAACAA
Molecule: messenger RNA, 1736 nt
Organism: Fundulus heteroclitus (mummichog)
Lineage: Eukaryota; Metazoa; Chordata; Actinopteri; Cyprinodontiformes; Fundulidae
Product: alpha-1-antitrypsin homolog
Exons: 5
Coding region: 112-1326 (404 amino acids)
Biological process (GO): negative regulation of endopeptidase activity
Molecular function (GO): serine-type endopeptidase inhibitor activity
Source: RefSeq, a predicted model, not a curated record